This is a messenger RNA of Chelmon rostratus (copperband butterflyfish), 2325 nucleotides long. It is a transcript of the gene rtn2a, whose product is annotated as reticulon 2a. The coding region runs from base 109 to 1578 and encodes 489 amino acids. The transcript has 10 exons. The record is from RefSeq and is a predicted model, not a curated record. NCBI's taxonomy places the organism in Eukaryota, Metazoa, Chordata, Actinopteri, Chaetodontiformes, Chaetodontidae.
GGGAGGAGGAGGAAGAGAGGGAGUAUAUCCACAGGACGUGAGAGCCGGCAGCAGAGGAAGGGGGGGGGGCUUCCAGACUGGAUGGGCCCAGCGAUGCCUUGAUGGAGUAUGGGCCAGGUUUUAGGAUUCUCCCACUGCCAGGAAUAUGGCUCUGUGGCGUCCACUCCAGACUCCACGCCUCCGUGCACCGAUGGCGGAAACGAGGAGUCCGAGUUGUGCGAGCUGCAGACAGCCAGGGAAUGGUCUGACGAUGAGGAGGGGGGAGAUGGGGAUCCAGAUGAUGACGAGGGACUGGCUUCAUCCCCAUCCAUCUGGGGCACGCCGCGUCAGAACUCCUUCGAGCUGACUUUCUCCUACAUCGCCAUCGCCGAGGCCGAAGCGGUGGGAGCGGCGCGGCACAUCCGUCGCAGGGGCGGCUCUCGGGGGAGUCGCACUCCUUUGAUCCGCACCGACACCCUGGAAACACUGCUGGACUCCCCCGAUGUAGAAUGGGACCCUCAAGCCUUCCUCGGUCAAGAGGACGAGGAGGAAGCGUCAGGGAGGAGAGAGCAGCAGGAGGCGAGGACAUCGAGGACGGCGAGUCCAGCGGCGAGGAGGGAGCAGCACAGACAAACUGAGACUAUCACUAUCCAGCCCUCUCCCCAAAAUCUGGACCCAGACACUCAGGGGAGAGACGCGGGAAUCCAAAGAGAGGAGAGUCCGAGCAGUCUGACCGUCCAGCCUCCCGCUAUGUCCCCGUCUUCCCAGCUUCAGAGCCCCUCACAGAUACUUCAGGCAGCCUCGCCGACCCCCGAGCCAGAGUCUCCCGUCGCCAGGGAAACCAUUUCAGUCAAGCUGCUGACAUCCGUGCGACCCAGAGGCCCGGCAUCCUCUGCGGCGGCUGCCAUUGGUCUAAACUCUCAGGAACAGCUGGUUAGCGAUCACUGGUUCUCAGCACUUAACCUAUCAGAGGACCCGACAGUAUGCACCCACAUAGCAGUGAUGGACCUGAUCUACUGGAAGGACACGGAGCGAACAGGCAUGGUGCUAACAGGGUUAGUGGUCGGCCUGCUGUCCCUGUUCCAGCUCAGCAUCAUCACUGUGGUCUCCACGGUCUCCCUCGCCGUAAUGUGCUUCACCAUCUCUGUGCGCAUCUACUACCAAGUCCUCUACAUCCUCAGCUGGGGCGAUGGAGAGCACCCCUUCAAGUCAUACUUGGACCUGGACAUCAGCUUCAGUGGAGAGGAGGCCGACCUCUAUAUGCAGAAAGCCAUCGUCAUGGCUCUGUCUGCUGCAGACGCUCUGAAGGGACUCUUUUUUGUUCAAAACCUCUUUGAGUCCCUGAAGCUCCUGGUUCUGAUGUACCUUGUGACGUACCUGGGAGACCUGUGCAAUGGCCUUACUCUGCUCAUCAUCAGUGUGAUCGCUGUCUUUUCUCUGCCACUUUUCUACAGACAACGCCAGGAGCAGGUGGACGGCGUUGUUGCAAAAAUCCAGGCCCACGUCGACAACAUCAAGGACACCUUUCAAAGACUUGCCCAGGGUGGUGGCCCUCCUCCUGACCCAACUCCUGGCGGCGCCAAACCCAAAAACCAGUAAACAACGAUGGACAAGAACUUAAAGAAAAGCUCCCAGAGUCACAGGCUGUCACUCAGAUGUCUUACCCAGCGGUCUGUGCUCAGAGCGCCGGAGAAACGGAGCUCCAGAGACUCGGGAAGGGAAGGGAGGCUACUUAAACGGACAAUGAUGAGGAUCACGCAUGGUACUUUAUACUCUAAGUGUAUCUAAGUUAUGGGGUUAGAGGUUGGGGGGUUUGGGUUCAAACUUAAUCAAGGUGAAGUCGAGGUGUGUGAAUCCUGGACGAGAGCCUUGCUGCUGACGCCAGAGGUGGAAAGAUUCAACGACUCAGCGUGUCGUGUGCGACCAUCCUUGGAAACAUUCACUGUUUUUGCAAUGUAAAAAUGACUCAAGACGUGUCUUAGAUGGUUGAGAGCUGUUGUCCACAUGAGGCACUAAGACCAGGAAUGAGAAGUUCCCACAUCGACAGCUGCUCACUGAGAGAAGGGAAGGCGGUUCAGGCGAUUAAAGUGAGCGGACAAAAACAGGGGUGAUCAUUAUUCAUGGCAGCAUAACACUGGCAAUUAAGGAUGCAUGUGUCAGCACAUGCACUUUUCUGAGUGCAUAUUCAUUCUCAUGACAGUUUAUUUGUUUGUAUGUGAGUGUGAGUGUGUUCGUGUGUGUGUGUGUGUAAUUCCUGACAUGCAGCUUGCUGAAAUGAAACCUAAAAGCAAUUAAAAGUCACAUUUCUUCUUUAUUUUGCAAAACUUUCAGUUUCUUCUCAUCUGC